Molecule: messenger RNA, 492 nt
Organism: Aspergillus fumigatus Af293
Lineage: Eukaryota; Fungi; Ascomycota; Eurotiomycetes; Eurotiales; Aspergillaceae
Exons: 1
Coding region: 1-492 (163 amino acids)
Source: RefSeq, a predicted model, not a curated record
AUGAACAAACAUGAGGUAUGUGAGGUCUGGACUGAGAUCCUCAAAUUCCACUUCCCCAUCUCGCAAAUUGGCAGGCCCGGCAACAACGAGUAUGCCAUCCAGGCCACACCCGGCACCGUCUUCCCCUUCGUUCAACUGUCCGUCGCCACACAGCUAGGUACGUUUGAAGCCACCCGGUUCCUGUUUCUCCACUGCAGAAGCUCUCCGAGACAGGCACAAGGACCGCCCUCGCCCCGGUGCGAGGAUCGUCUGAGAUUGCAGCUGGCCGAGGGGCUCGCAGCCAUUCCAGUUCAUGAUGGGCUUGAAAUCCAUGGUGCGAUUCCUUUCGGCCCACACAUCCGGUUCUACCGGUUGAUGGCGAAUGUUAUCUUUGGCUGUUGCCUCUGGGGUGCAAGAGACAGCUUGCAUGUCCUUCAUGACCAUUAUUUUAUUGCUGAGCAUCUAGAGGAGAUCAAGAGCGACUGGCUCUCGGUUUAUGUACCGGGGUAUUAG